AUGCGUACUUGUUACUACGAACUUCUUGGGGUGCAAACCAAUGCAACCGAAGAUGAAAUUAAAAAAGCUUAUCGUAGAAGAGCAUUGGAAUGGCAUCCAGAUAAAAACCAUCAUAGGAUUGAAGAAGCAACCGGACAAUUUUCUCUUCUUCAAGAAGCUUAUGAAGUUUUAUCUGAUCCUAACGAAAGAACUUGGUAUGAUGGUCAUCGUGAUGCCAUUUUAAGAGAGGGCGAGUAUUGA
Molecule: messenger RNA, 240 nt
Organism: Entrophospora sp. SA101
Lineage: Eukaryota; Fungi; Glomeromycota; Glomeromycetes; Entrophosporales; Entrophosporaceae
Source: the annotation of a GenBank genome assembly